AUGAUUCCCAGCCCGCCUUUUUCCGCCUCCCCGAUCCCCGCUGGCUCAGUGGGCGCGGCGCUACCGUACAGCAAUAAUGGCUCCGCGGAGGUGAGCGCUGACACGUCUGAAAUCUCGAGUAUUCUCACGCGGUUUUCAUGCGGGGAAGCUGGCUCAGUGGAUGCUGUGCUAGCGUACAGCAGUAAUGGUUCUAUCGUCUCUCCUCAGCCCUCCUCGUCUCUCCUCCCCUCUCCUCGUUUCUCCUCCCGUCUCGUCGUCUCUCCUCCCCUCUCAUCGUCUCUCCUCCCGUCUCGUCGUCUCUCCUCCGCUUCCGCCCCCCAUCGUUCGCUCGCUUUCCCUUUCGCCAUCACCAGGGGUCCCCGUCCUCAGCGUCAUGGCAGCAUACCGUCCACUGCAGCUGCCGUCACUUUCGCACCACCUGCUGCCACUUUCACACCACCUGCCUUCGCUGCUCCUGCUCCCGCUUCCAUACCGUCCUUUGAAGGGAAUCUUUCAUCUCCGUUAUUAGCCUCCCAAAUAAGCGGCCUUGCCGGCCAGUCGCCUCACUUUGAGCCCGUGCAAUUCCCUGCAGGCAAUGCAUCCGCUGCGGCUCCUGCCACCACAGCCUUUGCUGCUGCAUCUGCUCCCGCCGGAGGGGGGAGUGGGGGUUACAGCGCACUGCUUUCCGAUAUGUCGUUUCUGGACUCAGUUCCGGGACCAGGGAACGCGGCAGGGCCAGGGGCGGCAGCUGUGGCAGCAGGUUCCGGACUGCCGUGGGGGGCCCUGGCGCCGGACGGCGACUGGUGGCUGCAUAUGGCGGAUAGGGCGGCAGCAGCGCUGUCGCAUGAGUUGAAUGCGGAUGGGGGAGUGGGAGGGGGGGGAGGAGGGGGAGGGGGAGGAGGUGGAGGAGGAGGAGGAGGAGGAGGAGGAGGAGGAGGAGGAGGAGGAGGAGGAGGAGGAGGAGUAGGAGGAGGAGGAGGAGGAGGAGGGGGAGGGGGGGGGAGGAGGGGGAGGAGGAUGCAGGGCGGUGGCGCAUGCAGCAUGGCGGCGUUUGGCAGCAUGGACUCGUUCUCAGGAGAGGCUCGCGUAGUGGCGCGCUUCAGUCAGUUGUGUAACGAGGCUGCUGCUGAUGCUGCCUCAGGGGGAAGUGCGGGAGUGUGCAGAAUGGAAGCGGCAGAGGGGGAAAUGCGGGGUGAGAGAGAGGCGCAGCAAGCGCAGGUGGGAAAAGCGGGCGGAGUUGGUGGUGGUGGGGAGGGUGGAGGAGGGGGAGAAGGAACAGGAGGAGCAGCAGCAGCAGGAGGAGGAGGAGAAGGAGGAGCAACGGCGAGUGAAAGUCAGAGUAGGCCCAGGUUAUCUCUGGCAGAACGGCUGGCAGCAGCAUUGGGGGAGGAGUUUGGCGCUGACACAGGGGAGAAGGAAGAGCCAGCUAAGCCAGACGAGGAUACAGGGAAGAAAGGGAGAGGGCGAGGUAGGGGCAGAAAGCGGGAGAGAAGCAAACCCGUGGCUACUACAGUUGGUCCUACGGCAGGCUUUUGGGCUGCACUCGGGGUGAUGGAGCAGGACGGAAGGGGGAGGCAGGGAAAGAGGUCCGCUGAGGAGAGUGCGAGUGGUUGGAGCGGGGGAGGGUUAGGGGAGGAGUGGAAAGGGGUGAUGGGGCGUGCAGGCGUGAGCACAGGGGGUGGGUCUGGGUCGACUGAGUUGGCAGGGGUGGCGGGGGCGAGAGCGGCAACAGGCACAGGGGGAAGGAUGGGUCAUCCUCAUGGUGAGGGUGUGAUGGGGGUAGGAGAUCGAGGUGCAGUGGGGUGUGGUGGGGUGUGCGGGGGUAAUGAGGUGAAGGUGGCGAAGCAGGAGGUUAUGGGUGCAAAGGGGGAGGCGGGCAAGGCAGGCAGCAGAUCACGUGCCCUGGAGCACCCGUUGCUGGCACGCAUAUGGCAGCUGGCGGAGCUCGUAGCCACGGGGGAGGACGAGGCCACGAUCCGGCAGAAGUGUGAGGAGCUGCUGCCGUUGGUGAGUUCGCGCGGCAGUGCGGAGCAGCGCGUGGCGGUGUACUUCCUGGAGGGCCUCAUGGCGCGCAUCAAUGGCGAAGGCGCCCUGCACUGGAACUCCCCCAACGUGCCGCCCCACGAUGACUUCAUGCGGGCCAUGUCGGACAUAUCAGCGUGCAUGCCGCACCACCACUUCCUGCUCUCCGCAUGCAACGCAGCGCUGCUGUCCGCCAUCUCGCCUACCGACACCGUCGUGCACGUGGUGGACUUUGGCUGGUGGAUCGGCGCGCAGUGGCCCGACUUCAUCGCCUCUCUUGCUGCCCGCCCGGGCCCUAAGCCCCUGCUCCGAUACACCAAGAUCGAGUCACCAGCAAGCCAGUGUCCAUGGCGAGUGCUACCGCAAGUACCGCUAGCAGACUGCAAGGCCAUUCUCACGCGCGCAGCAGCCAAUGCGGGCAUCCGGCUAGACUUUGCCGUUGUGGAGUGCUCUCUCGAGUCUAUCGACUCCCACAUUGCACAGCACCGCCCACCCCUUAGCUCUGCUUCCGCCUCGAAUGCACCUGCCAUCGCUGACAGCCAGAAUCCGUCUGCUUCUGCUGGUGGUGGUGCGGAUGGUGCUGUGGUGCCGUGGAGAAUGGUGCGGAGCAGCACGGAGGAUAGUCUUGGCAGCAGGAGCAGCAGUGACCCAGGCCAGGGAGAUGCAGCAGGCAGGGGAGGAACAGAGGCGCUUCUUGUGCACGGCAUCAUGCGUCUGCAUCUGCUCCCAGGGGGCUCUGUUGUCCGCCACUCCCCCCGCGACGCUGCGCUGCGCGCCCUGCGCCGCCUCUCCCCGCGCGUGGCUGUUCUCGGAGAGAGGCACGUGGAUCACGAUGGGCCGUUCUUUCUUAGGCGAUUGGGGGAAGCCCUACCCUUCUACCUCUCUGUGUUUGAAUCCAUGGAAGCAGGGCUUGCACCGCCGCGGCUGCAUUCGUCAAGGGAUUUUAUCGAAAAGGCGAUCCUAGGGAGGGACAUUGUGAACGUGGUGGCUUGCGAGGGCUCGCUGCGGGUCGUUCGGUCGGAGCCUUUGGGGAAGUGGAUGAGCCGAAUGAGAGAGGCGUCGUUUGCUGCUCUGCCGUUUUCAGACCAUGCCCGGCAUAAAGUGGCGGCGGCCAUGUCCCAGUUCCCGAGGGAGUUUGGGGUGCAGGAGCAGGAUGACGGGGGGCUUCUGAUGACUUUCAAGGGGCAGCCGAUGCUGGCUGUCGGCAUGUGGAGGAUUGCCUGUUGA
Messenger RNA from Closterium sp. NIES-65, 3228 nucleotides. The record is from the annotation of a GenBank genome assembly. Lineage: Eukaryota; Viridiplantae; Streptophyta; Zygnematophyceae; Desmidiales; Closteriaceae.